This is a messenger RNA of Chenopodium quinoa (quinoa), 597 nucleotides long. RefSeq lists its product as uncharacterized. The record is from RefSeq and is a predicted model, not a curated record. The transcript has a single exon. Bases 1 to 597 code for a protein of 198 amino acids. Lineage: Eukaryota; Viridiplantae; Streptophyta; Magnoliopsida; Caryophyllales; Amaranthaceae.
AUGAAAAAUCAGAGGUUUCCUUUAGCAAGGGUGUUAGCAUUGAGCAGAAGGGGGGUUCUAAUGGGUGUGUUGAACAUGAGACAAGUGGAUAGGUACGAAAAGUACUUAGGGAUUCCAACUGUUGCAGGGAGGUCAAAAAAGGCUAUUUUCAUUGCUCUCACUGAUCGUAUUUGGAAAAAGUUGCAGGGGUGGAAGGAAAAGUUGCUUUCUAGGACUGGGAAAGAGGUUCUCCUCAAGUCUGUUAUUCAAGCCAUUCCGACGUAUCUUACGGGGGUUUAUAAAUUCUCGAUUUCUGUGAUCCAAAAUAUUAGAUCGCUUGUGGCUCGUUUCUUUUGGGGACAGAAAGAACUUCAACGAAAGAUUCAUUGGAAAUCCCGGGACACUAUGUGUGCUCCUAAGUGUUUAGGGGGUAUGGGAUUCAAAGAUCUUGAGAUUUUCAAUGAUGCUCUAUUAGGGAAGCAAGCAUGGCGGUUGAUUCACAAAGAAGAGUCACUUUUGAGUAGAGUUAUGAAAGCAAAGUACUACCCAAAAAUCGUCAUUCUUGGACUCCUAUUUGGGAUUUGGAGGAAGUUAUUCUUGGGGGAGAGUUUGGAGUAA